Messenger RNA from Labrus bergylta (ballan wrasse), 384 nucleotides. NCBI's taxonomy places the organism in Eukaryota, Metazoa, Chordata, Actinopteri, Labriformes, Labridae. The record is from RefSeq and is a predicted model, not a curated record.
AUGAACUGGUCUGCUCUGCAGUCGCUCAUCAGUGGGGUCAACAAGUACUCCACUGUGUUCGGCCGGGUCUGGCUCUCCAUGGUCUUUGUCUUCCGGGUGAUGGUGUUUGUGGUGGCAGCGCAGCGAGUGUGGGGUGAUGAGAGCAAGGACUUCGUCUGUAACACGGCCCCUGGGUGCGUCAACGUGUGCUACGACCACAUCUUCCCAAUCUCCCACAUCCGCCUGUGGUCCCUGCAGCUCAUCUUCGUCACCUGUCCGUCGCUGUUGGUGGUGGGACACGUCAAGUAGGAGAAGAAGGACCUGCAGUACACGCAGUCGCACAUGGGCGCCCAUCUGUAUGCCCACCCUGGGAAGAAACGUGGAGGGCUGUGGUGGACAUAUCUG